AUGGAGAGCAUAGGGGCUGUCAGCGAGGACAAUCAGGAGCUGUGUGAUGGGUAUCAGGAGAAUUUUGUGCCUUAUGUCUCUGCCAGGAUGGAUGAGCUCGAGGAACAGUACUGGGGAAUCUCUGAGGCUGCCUUCAUCCUCUUGAUGCUGAACAAUCCUCAGUCUGACUCCUCUAAAGCGGAGCAUCUGCUUCACAAGUGCGCUGACGUAAAUCCAUAUCUAACAUCAGGCUCGGAUACGCUCCUGUGUUUAAUUUCAGAUGUUCUGAAUGACGCCAUCUUUAAUGAAGAUCAUGAUGAAAUGGUAAUUGUGAAGGACAUAGACAUGUUCUCAUUGUGUGAGCAUCACCUCGUUCCGUUUGUUGGAAAGGUCCAUAUUGGCUAUCUUCCUAACAAACAAGUACUUGGCCUCAGCAAGCUUGCUAGGAUUGUGGAAAUAUACAGUAGAAGAUUACAAGUCCAGGAACGCCUUACCAAGCAAAUCGCAAGAGCCAUCACAGAAGCCUUACAGCCCGCUGGAGUUGGAGUAGUUAUUGAAGCUAUGUACAUGUGUAUGGUAAUGCGUGGGGUACAGAAAAUGAACAGUAAAACAGUAACCAGCACAAUGUUGGGGGUAUUCCGGGAAGAUCCAAAGACCCGUGAAGAAUUUUUGACACUCAUCAGGAGUUGA
Pterocles gutturalis (yellow-throated sandgrouse) is the source of this 669-nucleotide messenger RNA. RefSeq names its product GTP cyclohydrolase 1 (gene GCH1). The transcript has 7 exons. The record is from RefSeq and is a predicted model, not a curated record. Gene Ontology annotation, molecular function: GTP binding; zinc ion binding; GTP cyclohydrolase I activity. Gene Ontology annotation, biological process: tetrahydrobiopterin biosynthetic process; tetrahydrofolate biosynthetic process. Gene Ontology annotation, cellular component: cytoplasm. Bases 1 to 669 code for a protein of 222 amino acids. NCBI's taxonomy places the organism in Eukaryota, Metazoa, Chordata, Aves, Pterocliformes, Pteroclidae.